Molecule: messenger RNA, 3051 nt
Organism: Mizuhopecten yessoensis (Yesso scallop)
Lineage: Eukaryota; Metazoa; Mollusca; Bivalvia; Pectinida; Pectinidae
Product: glucose transporter type 1-like
Exons: 13
Coding region: 263-1858 (531 amino acids)
Biological process (GO): monosaccharide transmembrane transport
Cellular component (GO): membrane
Molecular function (GO): hexose transmembrane transporter activity
Source: RefSeq, a predicted model, not a curated record
GUCACUCUGAACCUAAACCUCGUGGAUCACACAUGUUAAAAUAUUAUGGACAGGUGACCGGCUCAUGUAAUGGGUUAUAUAACUUAGGAUGCUAGACACUUUGGUUAUAUAACCUAUAACACUAAGGGAUUUGCUAGGAUCUCAAGUCGUUUGAGGUUAUUUACAUUACGGAGUCGAUGUGUUGACUACUGGAAAGGGCUUUACAUUACAACUUUACAGUAGUAUCUCGAUAUCGGCAUAUCACUACACUAAGUGUAAAACAAUGGAACGUGAAGCUAGGUACCAGGAAACUAAUAUCGGAAUCUCUAAGGAAAAUGGCGAUCAGAAUCUCAACCAGGACAGCGCUCAACCAGCGAGAGGGAGGAUUACUGGGCGUCUCGUACUGUCGGUGUUUGCAGCGGUGAUGGGAUCGCUUCAGUUUGGUUACAAUACCGGCGUCAUCAACGCACCAGAGGGUAGAAUUAAGGAGUUUAUGAACCAGACCAACAUCCGACGGACGGGCGAGUCCCUCACAUCAGGGUCCAUACUAAAUACAUACGCCCUCCUGGUGGCUAUAUUUGCUGUAGGCGGUAUGGUUGGCGGCUUGCUUGCCGGAUGGUGGGCAGACUACUUCGGCAGGAAGCACGGAAUGCUGAUCAACAACGCGUUUGGAAUAGGAGCGGCCGCCCUGAUGUUUUUCAGUCGGAUGGCCUGGUCCUACGAGAUGGUGAUUGUAGGAAGGUUCCUUGUGGGAUUCAACUGUGGGCUUUAUACCGGGUUAACUCCCUUAUAUCUAUCGGAGAUUUCCACCGCCAACAUCCGGGGAGCGCUAGGUGUCCUCCAUCAACUCGGCGUCACGAUCGGGAUCCUCCUCUCACAGAUCCUGGGAUUUCCCGAGCUUCUUGGAAACGACCCCAACUGGCAUAUACUUCUGGGUCUGUGUGCGGUUCCGUGUGCCUUACAAUUACUGACGAUGCCAUUCUGUCCCGAGAGUCCUCGCUACCUCCUCAUCUCUAAGGAGCAGGAAGAACACGCUCUCAAAGCUCUGGUAAAGUUACGAGGAACAUCAGCGGUACAAGGCGAUAUAGAGGAGAUGAAAAAGGAAUUUCUUAUGCAACAGUCCGAGGCCAAAAUCUCGUUAAUACACUUCUUAAAGAAAAGAUCACUGUGGGCUCCACUUCUCAUCAGUUUUAUCAUGCACCUCUCACAGCAGUUAUCUGGCAUCAACGCGGUAUUCUAUUAUUCGUCCAGUUUAUUCAAAAAUGUUGGACUAUCUGAUGAAACAGCUGCCCACGCAACAAGUGGUAUUGGCGGCAUUAUGGUUAUCAUGACAAUGGUGACGAUACCAUUAAUGGACCGGGUAGGGCGACGCACGCUCCACCUACUGGGAUUAGGUGGAAUGUUCGUGUUCAGUAUUCUGAUCACAGUGUCGCUUGCACUCACCCAUCUGGCAGAGUGGAUCAGGCUAGCCAAUGUAGUGGUCUCCCUUUUAUACGUCGUCUUCUUCGCCAUAGGGCCAGGCUCAAUACCAUGGCUGAUCGUGGCGGAGCUGUUUUCUCAGGGUCCUCGACCGGCUGCUAUGAGUCUGUCAGUCCUCGUCAACUGGGUCGCUAACUUCGGUGUGGGGUACGCCUUCCCCAGCAUGCAGGAAGGACUUGGGAAUUACUCAUUCUUACCUUUUACGGUAUGCAUAGCAUUGUGCGGAAUAGUGUUGUUCAUAUAUUUACCGGAAACUAAAAAUAGAACAUUUGAAGACAUUACGUCAGCAUGGAGGAAGCGACCAGACUCGGAAUUAUCGCUCUCUUCGGCUGGAAGUAACGAAGUAGCAAAAGAGGACUCGAACCUUGUGAACUUUUCGGGUGUGAAGAGUCACAUUUAAGGGAGAUCACUCUUGUUUUUAUCAGCAUUCUGAAGCAGCAGACUUUGUUAAACUAUACACUUUUUAUUGCUUCAUUAGUUAUCAUCGACCUUCAUUUUUAUAAGAAAGUAUAUUUCGUAGUGAUUGGUAUUGCAAACUAGAACUAGCAUCCAAAUGCGAACAAAUUUCCGCGCUAUUUGACCUAUAUGUUGACGCAGGUUCAUGGAUACCAACAGUGCAUAUAAAAUAUAUGAAGAUAUAUUAGCAGGGACAUUUCUUAGAAUUGUAACUGAUAGUUCAGACCUGCUUGUACGAAGUUUCCAUAAAUAUAGUCCCAAAACUCCAGUGGAAGCUGUCCGUUCAUGUGAAAAGGGACAUAACCCUGUCAUGAUAUUGGGACAACAGAAGACAUCCCCAGGAUUUAUUUUUCUUUAACUGAUCUGCUCUGUGGUGUGUCACAGUAAUGAAACUAUACGGGAUAUAUUUUUGUGGUGAGAUUUCGUUAUUUUAUCGAACUAAUAUAAUAAUAAAAUUGACAUAAUAAAAGUCAACGACUUUUGAUACAGAAAUACCAUUAAAUCAAUAUGACAUUCUAUACAAAGUUCAGGUAGAAACAUGGUAGAAUCACAUUGGACCAUAUAACAAGUAGGUUCAUGUUAAGCAAACUUUAGCAGAUGGGACAGAUAAGAGAUGAAGCUUAUGUAAUCUAUAAAAAUAGAGCUGAAUGUUUCCACAUCGACACGACAACAUCUAUAUUGCUUCCGUGACUGUGUAGAGUUCAAACUAAUAUUGAUGAUUUUAGUAACUUGCAACAGAGAGUACUUACUUUGUUUGUGUUACCUCUGGUCUGGUUUGUUUUGGUUUGGUUUAUUUGUGUUUUACGUUUUAUGGACAACUAUGGUCAUUUAAGAACGUCCCAACGUUUGUUGGUGGUGGAAACCCGGAGCGCCCGGAGACAAACCCCUGAUCUACGCCAUUUGUCCCUGUGUGGCUUCCUCAGAUAUAAAAUGUACUAUGGUGGUUAUGAUUUAUUCAAAGCACUGAUUUUCGAAGCGAGGAGAUAUGUUGCCUGUACGUUGAACACCUAUUUUGGUCACCGAACAGUAACGGACACAGAUAAAUGCAUAAAAAUAUGUUAGGUAUGUUCAUUUAUUACAUUUUUGCCAGUGAAAUAUCGGAUUAUAUCAACUUGAUAAAACUGAUAUCUUUCACAC